UCUUCCUAUAAAGAUGAGGAUGAUUUCAUGUAGAAUUCAAACCAUUUCCUUCUUAACCCUCUCUCUCUCUCACUCCUACAUUUGCAAAUUAGUCAAAUAUGGCUCGUUCAAGCUUAUGCAUUACCUCUCUUCUUCUCUUGUCCUUAGUCAUUUUUGCCUCUGCUCAUUAUGAUAUUAAACCUAAUAAGCUUAAAACCCCUACAAAACAACAAUAUGGGAAACCAAAGCCAGAUGAAAAGAUAAAAUCUACUCCUACAAAACCAAACUAUGCACAACCUGAAGGCAUUAAGAAGAAAACCAAUUAUGCUCCUUCAAAACCUGUGUAUCAUGAUCAGAAGCCAAAAGAAAUUCCCACCAAAUCAAACUACAAGGGAGCAUCACCAGUUCCACAACAAGAAAAUAAGAGUAUACUUCCAAUAACUACUAUUGCUGUUCAAGGACUUGUUUUAUGUAAGCAAGGCCUCAAAUACUUCCCCAUUCAAGGAGCUGUGGCUAAGAUAAUAUGUAUAGCUGAGUGUGAAGAAGGCUACAAGACAAAAACAUUGUCAAUCCUAAGUGGAGCAUCUGAUGCAAAAGGGUAUUUCUAUGCAACAUUAUUAUCUCCAUCUACACUUAUUGGAGAUCAUAUUAAUAACAUUUGGAAUCUCAAGGAAUGCAAGGCCUACUUGGAUCAUUCUCCAUUGGAAUCCUGCAAUAUUCCAACUAAUAUUAAUGAUGGUAUUCAUGGUCAUCUUCUUUCUUCCUACAAUGUCCUCAAGCACACCAGCACAAAAUUAUUCUCAGUUGGACCCUUUUACUACUCUACUAGCUCUUACCAACCUAAAUCACCAUCAUCUCCCACUCCAGCCUAUUAAAUGUAUUUUUAUGUUUCAUGUUUUUAUUUUAUUUCUUUUAUUGUUUGAUUAUUUCUUUUGCCCUAUUAAUUUGUUUGAGAGUUUCGUUCGGAAAAUAAUUUGAGGAAUAAAAAGAACAAAAGAAAGUUGUUCAUUUUGAUGUGUAUUUAGUAUUGGUGCCUAUGCAUAUACAAGAUCUUCAACCUUAAUUCCUUCAAUCGAUCGCCAUUUUUUGAGAAACUAGGUGAAUGUACAUGCCGAGCCACGUAUUGCUAAUUUCAUUUAAGAUUU
Cannabis sativa is the source of this 1124-nucleotide messenger RNA. RefSeq names its product proline-rich protein 3-like. The coding region runs from base 99 to 854 and encodes 251 amino acids. Lineage: Eukaryota; Viridiplantae; Streptophyta; Magnoliopsida; Rosales; Cannabaceae. The transcript has 2 exons. The record is from RefSeq and is a predicted model, not a curated record.